UGUGUCACUGUCAUAAUCGAUUUAUUGCAAAAUAACCUCGCAAUCGCAACCGGUUAAAGAAACGUAAAUUUUUAUAGAUAUAUUUCUUGAGCUGGCUACGGCAUACAAAUUGCCGAUAUAAGUCAAAUUAUAUUGAUUAAAAUUGUAAUUUGUUAGUUUAUUUAAUAAGACAGUUGAGUUCCUGCUGUAAAAAUGCCAAAAAAUAAGAAGAAAGAAGAGAGUUCCAGUAGCGACAGUGAUGAUGGUCCUGUGGAUAGAAAUCCACCUCCAGAGAAAAAAGCAAAGAUGGGAUCCAGGACAGAUGAUAAAGAACCAACAUGGGUUCUACAGGGAAAAAAAUUGGUUAAAGUCAGGGAGUUCAAAGGGAAAGUGUAUGUGGAUGUGAGAGAAUUUUAUGAGAAGAAUGGAGAGCUGCUGCCAGGAAAGAAGGGAAUCAGUCUGACUCCAGAACAGUGGAGGAAGCUAUUGUCACUGGGUGAUGAAAUCAAUGAGACUAUAAGCUCUAAAUGUUAAGUUUAUUGUAUGUUUCUAUUUGUUAUACAUAUAAAUAAAGAAUUUAAGCAAUCAUCUUUGAAGA
Amyelois transitella is the source of this 577-nucleotide messenger RNA. RefSeq names its product RNA polymerase II transcriptional coactivator (gene Ssb-c31a). The transcript is spliced from 3 exons. Gene Ontology annotation, cellular component: nucleus; transcription regulator complex. The coding region runs from base 193 to 513 and encodes 106 amino acids. Gene Ontology annotation, molecular function: DNA binding; transcription coactivator activity. The record is from RefSeq and is a predicted model, not a curated record. NCBI's taxonomy places the organism in Eukaryota, Metazoa, Arthropoda, Insecta, Lepidoptera, Pyralidae. Gene Ontology annotation, biological process: positive regulation of transcription initiation by RNA polymerase II.